Messenger RNA from Anoplopoma fimbria (sablefish), 1032 nucleotides. RefSeq names its product peripherin 2b (retinal degeneration, slow) (gene prph2b). The transcript is spliced from 3 exons. Bases 1 to 1032 code for a protein of 343 amino acids. Lineage: Eukaryota; Metazoa; Chordata; Actinopteri; Perciformes; Anoplopomatidae. The record is from RefSeq and is a predicted model, not a curated record. Gene Ontology annotation, cellular component: membrane. Gene Ontology annotation, biological process: visual perception.
AUGCCGUUCAUGCCGGUGAAGUUCAACCUGCAGAAGCGGGUGAAGCUGGCUCAGGGUCUGUGGAUGAUCUUCUGGCUCUCGGUCAUCGUGGGGAUCCUCCUCUUCAGCCUCGGCAUCUUCUUCAAGAUCGAGCUGCGGAAGAGAAGCGAGAUGAUGGACAACAACGAGAGCCAUUUAGUGCCCAACCUGUUGAUCCUGGUGGGCCUGAUGGCCUGCGGGGUCAACGCCUUCGGAGGGAAGGUGUGCCACGACUCUCUGGACCCGAUCAAGUUUGCCAAGUGGAAGCCGAUGCUGAAGCCGUUCCUGCUGCUCUGCUGCGGCUUCAACGCUCUGCUGCUGCUGACGGCACUGCUCUGCUUCCUAAUGCAGUUUGCCGUGUACCUGACGCUCGCCGAGGGCCUGAAGAACAGCAUCAAGUUCUACAAGGACACCGACACACCGGGACGCUGCUUCAUGAAGAGGACCUUGGACAUGACCCAGAUCGAGUUCCGCUGCUGUGGCAACAACAACUUCAGGGACUGGUUCGAGGUUCAGUGGAUCAGCAACCGCUACCUGGACAUGAGCAACGACCUGGUGAAGGAUCGGGUCCUCAGUAACGUGGAGCAGAAGUACCUGAUGGACAGUGUCCCCUUCAGCUGCUGUAACCCCGGGUCCCCUCGGCCCUGCAUCCAGCAUCACCUGACCAAUAACUCCGCCCACUACGACUACGACCACCGCAUUGAAGAGCUCAACAUCUGGACCCGGGGCUGCCGAGAGGCCCUCUUCUACUACUUCAGCAGCAUGAUGAACAGCAUAGGAGUGCUCAUCCUCGCCACCAUCAUCCUGGAGUCGGUGGACAUGGCCGGGUUGAAGUACCUGACCACGGCUCUGGAGACGAUGGAGGACCCGGAGAACCCGGAGUGUGAGAGCGACGGCUGGCUGCUGGAGAAAGGAGUGAAGGAGACGUUCGGGGAUCUGCUCGCCAAGCUGAAGACGCUGGGGAAGACCAACCAGGUGGUGGAGGGCGGGGACGCACCUGAGGCUGCCAACUGA